CAACGCACCCACCCGCCAGUCUGCCAAGUGGAUAACAAAGCUUCUGUAUAUAGAUACUGCACCCUUAAAUGCUUCUUCCAGCUGACAUCACGGAUACACAUUUUACAGUUAUUUUUUUAUGCAUGGUACUAAAACAAAAAUCGGCUCCGAUGCAGAAAGGUGUACUAUUCGUUUAAAGCGCAAUGCAAUGAAAACAGAUAUACACUCUUCUCUCUGCCAACAAAAUCUGCCCGUCAAUUCGUGUGACGUAGCGAUCCCAAGCUCGGGCUGAAGGAGGGACGCAAAACUCCGAAUCCAAACUAAGCGCACACAACACAUUCACUGCGGGAGCAAACCAGUCCCCUCUGAGAGGAACCUCACAGAUCGCAUCCAGGGCUCAGUUUAAGGAAAACUGGACAUCCCGCGGGUGAACAUACAAUACCGGAGUGCUUCAUUUGCAGUUAUUUAUUUUUAAAUUAUUAUAAUAAUUAUAAAAAUUAAUAACAGUGUUAUUUGAUUUAGCACAACAUGGCAAACCCUGGGUGCAACGAAAGGAAAGAAAUGAAAGAAUGUUUGCGUUCUCUUAAUCAGUGAGUAUCUCGCUGUUAUUAUACAUGUUCUCUUCAGAGACACUUUCAACUGCUGCAUGAAUGUUCAGCUCUUUACCCGGGAAGAGUACUGCUGAGGCACCCCAGACACCAUGUUUACAGCGAACCACUUUACAGAAUGUGUGCUAUGAUUGCCUUUAUGCAUCGUUUGGACUAGAAAGACGAUCCAUGGAGAGCACGGCGCAUUUGUGAGCUUUAUACAUAUAUAUAUAUAUAUAUAUCGUUUUUUUGUUGCUGCAUGCACUUGUUUUCUGCCGUGCUUGGUGCUUGGAGUUUGGCUGAAAUUCUACUUUUGAAAAGGUCUGAACGCGUUGAUGUUGGGGCUCUGAGCAACAUUGUUUUAAACAUGCUGAACUGCGUUUUGUUGCUCAGUAUUUUAACGGUGACUGGUCUAUCAUCCAAGACGGAAAGCCGUAAAACUCUCAAAGACAUUUGUAAGAAUCGCUGUGCAUGUGAGGAAAAAGAGAAUAUUCUGAAUAUUAAUUGUGAAAACAAAGGAUUUACAUCAGUAACCCAGUUUCAGCCUAUACAAAACAGAAUAUGUCAACUCUUUCUCAAUGGAAACUUCCUAUCCAGACUGUAUCCAAACGAGUUUGUGAAUUACUCAAAUGCUACAACCCUGCAUCUGGGUAACAACGGGUUGCAAGAGAUAAAAACGGGGGCAUUUACAGGACUAAAGAUUUUGAAACGACUGCAUCUUAACAAUAAUAACUUGGAUAUUAUUAAAGAGGAUACUUUUUCUGGUUUGGAAAGUUUGGAGUAUUUACAGGCAGAUUACAAUUACAUCAGCUCCAUCGAAGCAGGGGCAUUCAGCAAACUGAAUAAACUGAAAGUGUUGAUUCUUAAUGACAAUCUAUUGCCUUCUCUUCCCAACAACGUGUUCCGCUUUGUUCUGUUGACGCAUUUGGAUCUUAGAGGGAACAGGCUGAAAUUCCUGCCGUUUGCUGGGGUCCUGGAACACAUAGGCGGCAUCAUGGAAAUCCAGCUGGAAGAGAACCCCUGGAAUUGCACGUGUGACCUGCUCCCACUGAAAGCCUGGCUGGAUACCAUCUCCGUGUUUGUCGGGGACAUUGUCUGUGAAACACCGUUCAGGCUUCACGGGAAGGAUGUUACCCAGCUCAUAAGGCAAGACCUUUGCCCCAGGAAAAGUGCAAGCGACUCAAGCCAUUUCCAGGGUCUGUCACCAACCCUGCGUGUCGGGCUCAACCCAACAAGGUCCCCCAAAGCCACCCGCCCCCCUAAAACAAGAAACCGUCCCACGCCUCGGGUAACGGCACCAAGCAGGGACAAGCAGAUAUUUGGACCCAUAAUGGUUUACCAGACCCGCUCACCGGUGCCAGUUACGUGUCCAAACGUUUGCAUCUGCACAUCUCAGAACCCAGACAGCGGAUUGAACAUUAACUGCCAGGAAAGGAAACUUUACAACAUUUCAGACCUGCACCCCAAACCCUCAUAUCCAAAGAAACUUUAUCUGACAGGAAACUUUUUGCACACAGUGUACAGAACUGAUCUGCUUGAGUACAGCUCUUUGGAGCUACUGCACUUAGGAAACAAUAGGAUAGCUAUUGUUCAGGACGGGGCCUUUGAAAACUUAAGCAAUUUACGCAGGCUUUAUCUCAAUGGCAACUACAUUGAAAGCCUGUCCCCCUCCAUAUUUGUAGGGCUGCAGAGUCUGCAGUAUCUGUAUUUAGAAUACAAUGUCAUCAAAGAGAUUCUGCCACAAACCUUUAACUCUUUGCAGAACCUUCAGUUAUUGUUUCUUAACAACAAUUUGCUGAGGUCUUUACCUGACGGUGUAUUCCAGGGUACCAUGCUCACCAGGCUGAAUCUGAGGAACAACCACUUCUCUCACCUGCCUGUGAGGGGUGUCUUGGAUCAGCUUUCUGCCUUUAUUCAAAUAGACCUUCAAGAAAACCCCUGGGAUUGCACGUGUGAAAUUGUGCCUCUCAAGAACUGGAUGGAACAGUCUAGUACGAGCGUCGUGGUUAAUGAGAUCACCUGCGACUCUCCCUCUAAACACGCAGGACGUCUACUCAGAUCCCUAAGAAAUGAUUCUAUCUGCCCAGAACACACUGACGUAACGGCAACUAUGGUGGCAGCAGUCAGUCCCAGCUCUGGUGCCCCAUAUUCUGUCAGUGCGCCCCCUAGCCCUUUCCCAGAGAUCCACCCGGAGGUACCUCUGUCAGUUCUCAUUUUGGGGUUGCUGGUCGUUUUCAUUUUGUCAGUCUGCUUUGGGGCAGGUUUGUUUGUUUUUGUCCUAAAAAGACGCAAAGGGGUCCCGAAUGCCGCAACAAGUGCCAACAAUUUGGACUUGAAUUCGUUUCAGGUGCAGUAUGGGUCUUAUAACAUGGAGGCCAGCACUGACAAAACGGAGAGCCACGUGUAUAACUACAUCCCCCCUCCCGUUGGUCAGAUGUGUCAAAACCCCAUAUACAUGCAGAAGGAAGAAGAUCAAGUAGCUUACUAUAGAAACCUGCAGGAAUUGAGCUUUGGUGUCCUGGACCCCAAAAAAGACGAGCAGUCCCGCAGCCCUGCCUAUACAAUAAGCACAGCAGAGUUCUUAGAAAAGCAACCGUGUGGCAACAGGGAGACGGAGCUGCUGUAUCAGAACCUAGCAGAGAGGGCAAAGGAGCUCCCGACUGCAGGGCUUGUCAACUAUAACUUCUGCACCUUGCCUAAAAGGCCAUUUGCACCGUCGUAUGAAUCCUCCAGGCGCCACAACCAAGAUCGGUUAAACAAAACUGUUCUGUACGGAACCCCCAGGAAAUAUUAUGCAGAGCAAUUGAAAAAUGAACAUCCUUUGCUUCCAGGAAAACUAAAGACAGAACCCGACUACCUCGAAGUUCUGGAAAAACAAACUGCCAGCAGCCAGCUGUGAAACGAGUUCCCAUCUCUCCAGCUUAUUGUAUUAAAAUAGAAUGACAAUGUGCUAAACACAAUAGAACAUGCACUGUAAAAACGAAACGCGUGGACAGCGUGACAUGAGCGACCCCCGUUCUCUAUCUCUGCCAUGCAAAGGAGGUGUUUAAUAAUGCAGGCCUAGGUGUCACUACUUUUUUUUCAACGUUUAACUUAUUUUUGUCCGCCCCCCCCCCCCCCACACACAUUUGAAACGUACACAAUAGCAACAAUUAUCACAAAAAGUGUAUGAUUCAUCUUUACGUGUUUUUGUUUUUGCUUAUGCGUAUGCUCAUGUUUGCACACACACACACACACACACACACACACACACACACACGAGGACAGAAUCGGGAUGUUUGAAUACAAUUGCCUUGUACAUAACAGAUAAUGGUGUUGCUGACAAGAGUUCCCAGUUACAGCCACUUGGCUUCCUCUUCUGUUCGAAAGUGCCUUUGCGCUUAAUAUCCAGUAUUUGAACAUUGCUUUCUGCUCUGAGAAGGUUUUAUAUGUGUUGUAUUUUAUGAAAUUCAAUGUGUAAAAAUAGACCUAUAUGUCAAAUGCAUUAAAUGAAACUCAAAAUGUA
Messenger RNA from Acipenser ruthenus (sterlet), 4071 nucleotides. RefSeq names its product SLIT and NTRK-like protein 2. The coding region runs from base 826 to 3465 and encodes 879 amino acids. Gene Ontology annotation, molecular function: protein binding. Gene Ontology annotation, cellular component: membrane; glutamatergic synapse. Gene Ontology annotation, biological process: positive regulation of synapse assembly; axonogenesis; regulation of presynapse assembly. The record is from RefSeq and is a predicted model, not a curated record. The transcript has a single exon. Lineage: Eukaryota; Metazoa; Chordata; Actinopteri; Acipenseriformes; Acipenseridae.